Molecule: messenger RNA, 1698 nt
Organism: Salvia hispanica
Lineage: Eukaryota; Viridiplantae; Streptophyta; Magnoliopsida; Lamiales; Lamiaceae
Product: Ubiquitin-like superfamily protein
Cellular component (GO): nucleus
Molecular function (GO): protein binding
Source: RefSeq, a predicted model, not a curated record
UUCCUCCUUCAAUCAGAUUCCAAGUGCGCGCACGUUAGCAGAGAAGAACAACCAUAACCUUAUCAAUCCAUCGAAGAUCGUUCAUCACAAGUUAUUCAAUGGAUGCGUUCGAGUCAGAGAUUCACCAGGUGUUUGUCAAAUUGCUAGAUGGGAGCCACCGGAUCUUGAAUUUUGACGCGCCUUCCGUCUCCAUCUCCGCCCUCAAACGCCGCAUCGAAGCCCUAACCUCCAUCCCCUCCGACCUCCAGCUCCUCCUUAACAGCUCCCGUAUCCUCGAUGACCACCAAACCCUAAUCCUCCGCCAGAAUUUCCAAUCUUCUGAAACCCUAAUACCUGAUUCCAGUUCCGAAUUGGAUCAAAAUCGAGGCUUUACUCGAUCCCGUUCUGAUGGAUUUGGGAAGUUUCCUGUUGUGGUGAAUUUGUUGCUGAGGCUAAGGGGUGGGAAAGGGGGAUUCGGGUCGUUGUUGAGAGGGGCGGCGACCAAGGCUGGGCAGAAGAAAACGAACAAUUUUGAUGCUUGUAGGGAUAUGAGUGGGCGGAGGCUGCGGCAUGCGAACGCCGAGAAGAAGCUGGAGGAGUGGAAGGCGGGGGCAGAGGAGAGGAGGUUGGAGAAGAUGGCGGAUGAGUUCCUUAAGAAGAAGGCGAAAGAGAUCAAGAAGAGUGGCAAGGGAAAUGGGGGUGAUGGUGCUGAGAAGUAUGUGGCUAAGUAUAGGGAGGAUUCUGAGAAGUGUCGGGAAGAGGUGGAGAGGUCGGUGCGUGAGUCGGUUAAGGGAUUGAUGAGCUCGAAGAGGAAGAACCAGGAGGAGGGGAAUGAGUCUGCUGCCAAGAAGUUUAAGAUAUGGUAUGGUAAGAGAAAAUUGGGUGACAGCGACAGUGAAGAGGAUGAGGAUGAUGACGAAGAUGGUACAUGCGUAAAAGAAGAGAAAAAUGAGGGGUCUGUGAUAAUAGAUGAUGGGAAUCAUUCAGAUUCAAGCAAAGAAGUAGGUGGAAGUUCAGGUUCAGUUGCCAGUGAGGAACUUGGUGCUGGAACUAUUGAACAAGGCUCCUCGGGGAUUUGCUCAGAGGAAGAAGGUAGUGAGGAGUCCUUAAAAUCGACAAAAGGUCUUGAUGGAUGUGGUGAAGAUGGCGAUAGUAAAACUGGGGAUACCCAUGUGAUAAUGAUAGAGAGUCCCAAUGAAAGUAAAGACAAUAAUGGAGUAGUUUCUCCCAGCAAAUCUCACCCAAGUGAGGUACACGAAGUGGUUAGCCAACCCCCUGGUACCUCUGGUUCAGAGGAUGAAGUGGUACUAGCUGCAGAAACAAGAGAAGUUUCUGCUGUGGAAUCAGCAUCUGCUGCUGCAAGUCUUGAAAAUGUAGAGAAACCUCUUAACUUUGAUGAUUAUAAUUCAGCUGCUAUGAUGGAGGUUCUUGGCUUGGAACGGUUAAAAUCAGAACUUCAAGCCCGUGGGUUGAAGUGUGGUGGCACUCUGAAAGAACGUGCAGAGAGGCUUUUCCUUCUCAAAACCACCCCGUUGGAGAUGCUUCCUAAGAAGCUGUUUGCCAAGAAAUGAAACCCCUAGUACUACUCCUCGUCUUUCUAUGAACGGGGGCUAUUCUACUGCUUUUAUCGAAUAGAUGACGAAGUCGUCACUAUUUACUGAUGAUGUAUGUGAAUUUUCUGUGUUAGCUGUUCAAGAAAUGAACUUUCUUCUUCAUAUC